Messenger RNA from Engraulis encrasicolus (European anchovy), 1345 nucleotides. RefSeq names its product charged multivesicular body protein 4b. Gene Ontology annotation, biological process: late endosome to vacuole transport via multivesicular body sorting pathway; vesicle budding from membrane. Gene Ontology annotation, cellular component: multivesicular body; ESCRT III complex; cytoplasmic side of plasma membrane. NCBI's taxonomy places the organism in Eukaryota, Metazoa, Chordata, Actinopteri, Clupeiformes, Engraulidae. The record is from RefSeq and is a predicted model, not a curated record. The transcript has 5 exons. Bases 107 to 781 code for a protein of 224 amino acids.
GGAAAUAGAACAUCAACAAGGCAAGCGAAGACGUAGCUAGUCGUGCUCGGUGGCGUUUAGCUAGCUGUUUAGAGGAAAGAAUCGGAUUUUGACAAUUUAAUUCAACAUGUCUGUGUUUGGCAAGUUGUUUGGUGGGGGGAAUAAAGGAGGAAAAGGGCCGAGUCCACAAGAGGCCAUCCAGCGACUUCGCGAAACAGAGGAGAUGUUAGCUAAAAAACAGGAUUUCCUAGAGAAAAAGAUUGAACAGGAACUUGCGACUGCUAAGAAGCACGGCACGAAAAACAAACGAGCUGCCAUUCAGGCACUGAAGAGGAAGAAACGCUACGAGAAACAGCUGGAGCAGAUCGAUGGAACCUUGUCCACUAUCGAGUUCCAGAGGGAGGCUUUGGAGAAUGCCAACACAAACACCGAGGUGCUCAAGAAUAUGGGCUUCGCAGCGAAGGCCAUGAAGGCCGCCCACGAAAACAUGGACAUCGAUAAGGUGGACGACUUGAUGCAAGACAUCACAGAACAACAGGAGAUUGCACAGGAGAUAUCAGACGCCAUCUCUAGACCUGUUGGCUUCGGCGAGGACUUUGAUGAGGAUGAGCUGAAUGCUGAACUUGAGGAAUUGGAGCAGGAGGAACUAGACAAAAACCUUUUGGAUAUUGGUGGGACAGAAGACGUCCCAUUACCAAGUGUGCCUUCCACCUCUCUCCCAUCCAAACCAGCCAAGAAAAAAGAAGAGGAGGAUGACGACGACAUGGCAGAUCUGAAGGCCUGGGCCAUGGAGGCCAUGUAACUACCUGUCAAGUCGCCAGCAAGAGGAAGAGAACAUGAGAUGGUCUGCUUUCUUCAUACCGGGGAUGUAAAGGAACUGGACAUGCUCCCAAUGGUCACACUACGCUACAUCAAUAGCUCUACAUCCUAUCCUACUGCCCAGCGCUCCCUCUAAAGGCCACAGUCUUUGCACUGUCGCACUGAUGGGCAAUCGGGGGUUUAAAUAAUUAUUUUGUUUUUGUUGGGUUUUUUCUUUUUUUUUGUGGGAGGGAAAUGAGUUAUGUGACGAUUCUGUUUGUAUGUGUUCUCCUUUAGAAUAGGUACAGGGUGAAAUAGGAUGUUUUAAAAAAAGAAAUAUAUCUAUAUAUAAUAUUCAUUUCCCCCAAUUGACGGAGCCUUCAUUUGAUACUUGUGGAAGAUUCUUUCCUCCCCCCUUUUUCAUCCUCUCAGAGGAUCGGUUCUUAGCCUAUAUACACUGUACAAACUCAUCGAGCUGUGUAAGAGUGGACAAUGGUGUGUUCAAGCAGGUUGACUUUGCGGAUAUUUGUGUGUGUGUGUGUGCGUGUGCGCGCGUGUGCGCAUGGUG